Messenger RNA from Cuscuta epithymum, 359 nucleotides. The record is from the annotation of a GenBank genome assembly. Lineage: Eukaryota; Viridiplantae; Streptophyta; Magnoliopsida; Solanales; Convolvulaceae.
GUGGGUAGUUGCAACUGCAUCUUCAGACACUACAGUUGGUCUGUUUGACAUGCGAAAGUUGAACGCUCCAUUGCACAUCUUAAGCAGUCAUACGGAUGAAGUGUUCCAGGUGGAAUGGGAUCCUAACCAUGAAACAGUGCUGGCAUCUUCUGCUGGUGACAGAAGGUUAAUGGUUUGGGAUAUUAAUAGGGUAGGAGAUGAGCAGUUGGAAGGAGAAGCUGCGGAUGGUCCCUCUGAACUAAUCUUCUCUCAUGGGGGUCAUCAAGCUAAAAUAUCUGACUUCUCUUGGAAUAAAAAUGAGCCAUGGGUCAUCUCAAGUGUUGCAGAAGACAAUACUAUUCAAAUCUGGAAAUUGGCAG